Molecule: messenger RNA, 1050 nt
Organism: Priapulus caudatus
Lineage: Eukaryota; Metazoa; Priapulida; Priapulimorpha; Priapulimorphida; Priapulidae
Exons: 2
Coding region: 107-544 (145 amino acids)
Source: RefSeq, a predicted model, not a curated record
AGGUGUUGCAAGGCACCCGUGUUGAUUGGUAAACAUACGCACGACACAAGUUUGCAAUAAGUAUUUUUAUGUGUGUAAUAGCCUAAAUAGGCUAACAGCAUCAAUUAUGUCAAGUCUGUUAAAAAUAAAACGGUUGACUCGUAUUCCCCAGUUAGUAUUCCCUUCUGUAAGAGCAUAUUCUGAUGAGGUGCAUAAAGAAAUCAUUGACAAGUUUGUCAAAAAUGCACCGGUAGUCGUGUUCAUGAAGGGCAACCCUGAAGCGCCGAAGUGCGGCUUCAGCAACGCAGUGGUACAGAUUUUAAGGAUGCACGAGGUUGCAUAUGAGAGCCACGAUGUGCUUGCGGAUGAAUCCAUGCGCCAGGGCAUAAAAGAAUACUCAAAUUGGCCAACAGUUCCUCAGGUCUUUAUCAAAGGAGAGUUUGUUGGAGGCUGUGACAUCAUGCUUCAAAUGCAUCAAGAUGGCGAGCUAAUUAACGUGCUACAAAAAGCAGGAAUACAGUCUGCAUUGUUGACCAAAGCUAUGGAUGAAGAGGAAAAGAAAUAAACCGAACUAUAACUAGUAGCUAAGAUGGCUGGACAAAUUAACCACUACAUAAUUACGCCAGCAUAAAUAUGUAAAGUACUAUGUAUGUAUUUAGAUAAGAAAUACCAAGACUCAUCAUGGCAACGUUGCAUAUGGUCUCUCACAAGUUAUUUUUUAGCAACCUAGGAAUAGAUCUGCUACUCUCCUUCUUUACCGCCAAUCUAUUACAGAUUUGUGGGUGCCUAUGCCUAUAUACCCAUACAUUUGUGAUCUGCCAGCAUUUGACCUCAUUACAAAGGAACUGUUAGUAUAGUUUUUUUUAACACUGACACUGUAUAAUCUUUUGACAAUAUCUAUAUAAAAGACUGCACUUCAUUUAAUUAUUUAAAAAUUCCAAAAUUAUUUACAAAUACAAAAGUAUUUUCUCUGGAGUAGUUACGUGGUGUAUCAUAAGAUCAGGAGUAGAUAAUAGGGAAGGAGUGUGACUUCAAUAAACAAGGGAAAUUUGUCAUUUACUAGCCUUAUAA